This is a messenger RNA of Lampris incognitus (smalleye Pacific opah), 1281 nucleotides long. RefSeq names its product thioredoxin-like 1 (gene txnl1). The record is from RefSeq and is a predicted model, not a curated record. The transcript has 8 exons. Lineage: Eukaryota; Metazoa; Chordata; Actinopteri; Lampriformes; Lampridae. Bases 102 to 968 code for a protein of 288 amino acids.
GAUAGACCCCCACCCCCCCACCCCCGCCCGGUCCACAUUACUCACGCCGCUUGUCUCAAACAAACCCCCGCGUGUUUAGUUUAGCCGCCGAGCGUGGUGCGAUGGCUCCGGUGAAGGUCGUCAGGAUCGACUCGGAUUUCCAAUCGGAGCUGGCGGCCGCCGGCUCCAGGCUGGCCGUGGUGAAGUUCACAAUGGCCGGGUGUCGGCCUUGUAUCAGAAUAGCUCCUGCUUUCCAGUUGUUAACUAACAAGUAUCCGCAGGUCAUCUUCCUCGAAGUAGAUGUCCAUGUUUGUCAAGGGACAGCAGCAGCCAACAACAUCACAGCGACACCCACUUUCCUGUUCUUCCGGAACCGGGUUCGUGUGGACCAGUACCAGGGCGCCGACGCCGCAGGUCUGGAGGAGAAAAUCAAACAGCACACAGAGAAUGACCCUGGAAACGAGGAUUCAGAUAUUCCAAAGGGAUAUAUGGACCUCAUGCCUUUUGUCAACAAAGCUGGCUGUGAGUGCCUCAACGAGAGCGACGUCUGUGGCUUCAAUAACUGCUUAACCAAAGACUCCACAUACUUGGAGUCCGACUGUGAUGAACAGCUGCUGAUAACGAUGGCCUUCAACCAACCAGUCAAGCUUUUCUCAUUGAAGCUUCAGUGCUCAGACUUGACUCAAGCCCCGAAGGAGGUCAAGGUGUUCAUCAACCUCCCUCAGACAUUAGGUUUUGAUGAUGCUGAGAGGAGUGAGGCCACCCAGAUGCUGGAGCUGUCAGAGGAAGACUACAAAGACGACGGUUUGAUCCCACUGCGUUACGUCAAGUUCCAGAGUGUCCAGAGUGUCACGGUUUUCAUCAAGUCCAACCAAGGAAACGAAGAGACAACAAAAAUCAACUACCUGACGUUCAUAGGCACUCCAGUGCAGGCCACCAACAUGAAUGACUUUAAAAGGGUUGUGGGGAAGAAGGGGGAGAGUCACUGAGGAGAGAGAAAUUCACGUGGGGGCCAUAUUGUUGCAGACACAUGUAAAGUCUUGCCUCUUAUGCUCACCUAUGAGACACACAGACACACAUGCACCGUUUCCUGCUUUACUCAAUAUGCUUCAGAAUUAUUCUCCACCUGUGGAGAUUAUAAUUCUAGGAAUCACUACACUGAGAGAGCCAUGAAACCGGACUCAAAUUUCAUGUUUGUGCAAACCUACGUGGCCAAUAAAUACGAUUCUGAUUCUGAUUCUGAUCAUUUUUAUUGUAAUACAAGAAAUUCAUUGUAAAUAAAAUGCAAUCACUUCUCAUGCA